AUGGCUUCUACAUUUACACCUUUCGCAAGCCGACGAAGCGUCGUUCAUAGUCUCAAUGGAAUCGUGGCCUGCACCCAGCCUUUAGCCGCAGCAGCCGGACAGAGUAUCCUCCGACGAGGAGGUAACGCAGCGGAUGCUGCGGUCGCCGUUGCCGCAUGUCUCAAUGUUACGGAGCCCUGGUCCACAGGAAUCGGCGGUGACAUGUUUUGUCUGUACUACGAUGCCCAAAAGAGAAAGGUCAAAGCUUUGAACGGGUCUGGAAGAGCACCAGCUAGCAUUACCUUGGAAGAAGUUCGACGAAAACUGGGCUUGGGUGACAACCAGCCCGGUGGUAUUCCACUCACGAGUGUGUAUGCUGUCACGGUUCCGGGGGCAGCAGCGGGCUGGAUCGAUACCGUGGAGAGAUUUGGGAGCGGGAGACUGUCAAUGAAAGACAUCCUGGGACCAGCCAUAGAGUUGGCUGAGAAUGGAUUUCCUGUAUCGGAAAUCUCUGCAUACUAUUGGAAAGCCAAUGAACGAGCCCUCCGAGCAGCAUCACCCAACUUCAGAGAAAUGCUCAAAUAUGACUCGACUGCGGCGGAUGGAGUCAGAGCACCAAAUACAGGAGAGAUCAUGAAAAAUCCGACCCUCGCGAACACAUUCCUCCAGUUAGCGACUCAUGGCAAGGAUGGAUUUUACUCUGGCCGGAUUGCAAAAGCAAUCGCUCAAGUCAUGCAAGACCUUGGGGGCUACUUGUCAGAGGGUGAUCUCAAGUAUCACGCAGAAAGAGCCAGCGACGCGGUGGAGCCAGUGUCCCUGCGCUACACACCGAACAAGUCCCAUAGCGUCGACAUUUGGGAACAUCCGCCAAACGGCCAAGGGAUCAUAGCACUCAUGGCGCUUGGGAUAAUUCAAGAGCUCGAGCAAACAGGGAGCAUAUCUGAAAUACCCCCACACAACUCAGCAGAGUACCUACACCUGCUCAUAGAAGUUCUACGGAUCGCCUUCGCCGACGGGACUUGGUGGAUAUCCGACCCGGAUUUCAACACCACACCAGAUCUGCUCUCGUCUGCCUACCUUGCAGAGCGCGCUCGUUUAUACAAUCCUGAACACGCAUCUGGUAUCCUCGAUCACGGUAGCCCGGCCCUCCGAUCUAGCGACACAGUAUACUUCGCCGUGACAGAUGCCAGCGGCAAUGCCGCAUCGGUUGUGAACAGCAAUUACCACGGCUUCGGAAGCGGAAUCAUCCCCGCAGAUUGCGGAUUCACACUUCAGAGUCGAGGCGCAAACUUCUCACUUGAGCCGGGGCAUCCUAAUGCGCUGGAGCCUAGAAAACGACCAUACCACACUAUUAUCCCGGCCAUGGCGACAAAUCCUGACGGGUCGCUUCACUCGGCAUUUGGGGUAAUGGGUGGGUUUAUGCAGCCACAGGGUCAUGUACAGGUAUUGCUGAACAUGCUAGUGUUUGGGAUGAGUCCACAAGAGGCGUUAGAUGCGCCACGGGUGUGCAUUGGAGUUGAGACGGACGGGUCAGAGGGGUGGGUCGAUGUCGAGGAAGGGAUAGGCUCAGAGGCAAUUGAUGGAUUGAAAAAGAGGGGACAUCGGGUCAAGCUUAGAACGGGGUGGCAGCGGGAUUUGUUCGGCAGAGGCCAGAUUAUUCGCAGUCGAAUGGAGGAUGGGCAGAGAGUAUAUAGUGCGGGGAGUGAUCCGAGGGGUGAUGGCAUGGCAAUUCCGGUCUAA
This is a messenger RNA of Penicillium pulvis, 1719 nucleotides long. RefSeq names its product gamma-glutamyltransferase family protein. The transcript has 4 exons. The record is from RefSeq and is a predicted model, not a curated record. NCBI's taxonomy places the organism in Eukaryota, Fungi, Ascomycota, Eurotiomycetes, Eurotiales, Aspergillaceae. The coding region runs from base 1 to 1719 and encodes 572 amino acids.